GGGGAUGUUCUUUCCUUGUUAGCUUUGUCGCCGAGACGGCAGUAGGAGCCCGUCUUUGGGAGAACUUAUCGGGUGAAAAUGCCGGGAAAGAUUGUUGAAAGUGAAGACAUCGGGAUGGAAGACGAUCUUGACACCAGUUUGGAGGACUAUAAGCCAUCCAAGAAACAAAAGAAGGGAAAGAAAUCUAAGGAUGAAAAGAAACCCAAGAAAAAAAAGGGAACAGUGGAAGGGCAGCCCGAUGAGACUGACACACCUCCUCCCAAGAAGAAAAAGCGGGCUUCUGUCGAAGAGCCACCAGCCUCUGAAACGACAAGUAACGGAGACGCCGUCAGGGGCAGCUCAGCAAAGAAACACAAGUCCAAAUCCGUCAAUGGAACACCAUUAAUGAAAGAUUUGCCUCAUUCCAGUGAAGAAUCCGGCAGUGAUUCUGGCCAUGAAACAGAGCCUAAGCCGAAGAAGACGGGGAAGGCAGUCGUCAAUGGCGUCUCGACAAAGAAGUUGAAACGGCAAGCCAGCAGCUCCCCGGAGCAGGGAGCCUCGGUGCUCACCCCGUCUCAUUCCAGCGAGGAAUCCAGCAUCGACAGCGAGAAGGAAGCGGAGGAAUUAACUCCAGAACAGAAAGCCGGUGCCUUCUCCAAUUUCCGAAUCUCCAAAGAAACCAUUCAGCUUCUUCAAGCGAGGGGCGUGACGUACUUGUUUGACAUCCAGGUGAAAACCUUCGACUUCGUUUUCGAUGGGAACGAUGUGGUUGGUCAGGCGAGGACUGGCACAGGAAAGACCUUCUCCUUCGCCAUUCCCCUCAUCGAGAAGCUGCAGUCGUCUCCUGAAGAGAGGAAGAGGGGGAGACCCCCCAAGGUGCUUGUUCUUGUUCCUACAAGAGAGCUAGCCCUUCAAGUGUCAAGAGAUUUCAAGGACAUCACAAAGAAGCUAUCAGUGGCUUGUUUCUAUGGUGGAAGUCCCUACAAUCCCCAGUUGGAUAAUAUACGCAAUGGCAUUGAUAUCCUUGUGGGCACCCCGGGGAGAAUUAAAGACCACCUUCAGAAUAACAAGCUGGACUUGUCCAAGCUGGUGCACGUGGUUCUGGAUGAAGUGGACCAGAUGCUGGAUAUGGGCUUUGCAGAACAGGUAGAGGAGAUCCUGUCAGCUGCCUAUCGGAAAGAUUCUGAAAACAACCCUCAGACACUGCUAUUCUCAGCCACAUGUCCCCACUGGGUGUAUGCCGUGGCCAAAAAGUACAUGAGACCCGAAUACAACCAUGUUGAUCUCAUCGGUCAGAAAACCAAGAAGACUGCCACCACAGUGGAACACUUGGCCAUAAUGUGUCACUGGACCAAGCGGGCAUCGGUUAUAGGAGAUGUCAUCCAGGUGUACAGUGGGAGCCACGGACGCACAAUUGUCUUCUGCGAGACCAAGAGAGAAGUCGACGAGCUGACGCACAACGAGUCCAUCAAGCAGGUUGCCCAGCCCUUGCACGGGGAUAUUGCUCAGAAGCAAAGGGAGCUCACGCUGAAGGGCUUCAGGAACGGGUCUUUCGAGGUCUUGGUGGCCACGAACGUAGCAGCUCGGGGGCUGGACAUUCCAGAGGUCGACUUGGUCAUACAGUGUUCCCCGCCAAAGGAUGUGGACUCCUACAUCCAUCGUUCUGGUCGAACUGGCAGGGCUGGCCGUACUGGAGUUUGCAUUUGUUUCUACCAGCACAAGGAAGAGCAAAUGCUCAGAUAUGUGGAGUACAAAGCUGGUAUAACAUUUAAGAGAGUUAGUGUCCCAACUGCACAUGAAAUCAUCCAAGCUUCCAGUAAAGAUGCCUUAAGGUUUCUGGAUUCAGUGCCCCCAGCUGCUAUCGAGUAUUUCCGCUCGGCAGCAGAGAAGCUGGUGGAAGAGCGAGGGGCAGUAGAAGCCUUGGCUGCCGCCUUGGCACACAUCUCUGGCGCCAAGUCCAUUGAACAGCGCUCUCUGCUGUCCUGUGAUGCUGGCUUUGUGACUAUGGUGUUGACCUGCUCAAUAGAAAUGCACACAAUGAGCUAUGCCUGGAGGGGGCUGAAGGAACAGCUUGGAGAGGACAUAGACAGCAAGAUCACGAGAUUAACCUUCGUAAAAGGGAAGACUGGAGUAUGCUUUGAUGUCCCAGAAGAAAACGUGAAGGAGAUCUUGGAAAAGUGGCAGGACUCCCGCCGCUGGCAGCUAUGUGUGGCAACGGAGCUCCCCGAGCUGGAGGAAGCUCCCAGCAGGGACCACGGCUCCAGGUUCGGAGGCAGAUCUUCCUUUGGCAGAGGCCGAGGGGGCAGGAACGACCGGAGCAGAGGGGGCAGGAACGACCGGAGCAGAGGGGGCAGGAACAACCGGGGCAGAGGAGGGAGGAACGACAGACGGGAGGGUCAGAAAAGAAACUUUGACCAAGCAUUUAAUUACUAACCUGGACUAAUGACGCUUCUGAAACUUUGGAAAUGGCUGUCGGACUGCAGCAGAAUCCAGAAAACUGCGUUGCCGUCUUUCCUCUUUUCCUGCUUUCCUUAAAAACAUGGGACAGUUGCUGCGCAGUUGCAUAUUAUAUGUAAGCCCAUUCACUUGAAUGAGACCAAAUUCAUUAAAAGUGUUCUUAAAAAACAA
Lepisosteus oculatus (spotted gar) is the source of this 2607-nucleotide messenger RNA. It is a transcript of the gene ddx21, whose product is annotated as DEAD (Asp-Glu-Ala-Asp) box helicase 21. Gene Ontology annotation, molecular function: RNA helicase activity; ATP binding; RNA binding. The record is from RefSeq and is a predicted model, not a curated record. Lineage: Eukaryota; Metazoa; Chordata; Actinopteri; Semionotiformes; Lepisosteidae.